Bursaphelenchus xylophilus (pine wood nematode) is the source of this 1136-nucleotide messenger RNA. The record is from the annotation of a GenBank genome assembly. NCBI's taxonomy places the organism in Eukaryota, Metazoa, Nematoda, Chromadorea, Rhabditida, Aphelenchoididae.
AUGGGCUGCGAUGGACGGAAAUUUAUGCUGGUGAAUGGAAAUGGCGCCCAAAAUCGGGCUGAUGAAGCGGCCGUUGUUCUGGGGAGGAUUGAUGGGGAGAGCGGCCGACAACCGAGUGAUGGCGGGCGGGGAAUAGUCGGGUUUUUUGGGGACGCUUGAAUCCAGCGCUGAUUUGGAGCAACCUUCUAACCUAACGGCCGUUUUUGGAGUUUUUUUUUGUCCAAUUCAACGGCCGAAUUUUUAUUUUUAACUUGUUUUUUUGCGUAUUUCUAGAGUCUUCGGCCGUUUUUCGCGAUUUUGUUUUUUGAAUUUGAGCUGUUUAUUAGGGUCUCAUUUUGUGGUUAUCGUAUGUUUAUGACUGCUACACUCUACUCUAGUCUUUAAAAAUCCCGAAGGAUCAAAAAUUUUACGUUUUAUGAUCUAUGUUAUCGCUAUAUCCAACUCUGUACUAUCGCUGAUUUUCGGCCGAAAAAAUUUGUUCUUUGACUUGUUCUGCUAUACAACAACUUCAAGUACAAGCAGUCAUCUGCAGGCCCUGUUCCGAUCAAGAAAGCCCGCUCUAAACUUGCGGGAUUUUCUUGAUUUAUACUAUACAAGUUUUUCCAUAAUUUUUGCUGUACACAAAGUUCAAGUCAUCAUUUCCGACGCCCUCGGCGACUGGAGCGCAAAGUCCACUCCGCAACACGACGGCAUUCAACGUCGUGUCUCGCCGCGUUCUUGAUCGGCGAGGGGCGGCGGCCGGUUCGUGGUCGGACCCCCUCAAAUCCGACGCCCCAUGUUUGGAAAGCCCCACCGCUGACGCACACCGAUCGCGCGAGGCGAGAAAGGGAGGCCGAUGGAAUGCUGGUCGUCUCCGUCUCUCGGCGCUUCAAAUCGCUCCCCUCUCUCUCUCUCUCUCUGCCCAUUUUCGGGCGCAGAGUUCCAUUUUUUUCGUCCGCGACGGCGACAUAGCGGCCGCCCUGUGGAAAUUACCGCGCGCGCCUCCUCUCUCCCAACCGUCCGCUCUCCACAACAACAUCUUCGUCGCCCCCCAUCCCAUUCUUCGUCGCCCCAAACAAGGAUUUUCUCUGAGCUUCUCCGAAGUGGAGGAGAAGGACGAAUCCGCGCGGCUUUCGUUGUCGUCUCCGUCGUCGUGA